UUAUUUUAUUUGUAAAGGGCAGGGGCGGACCGACCAUUUGGAAACUCGGGCACUGCCCGAGGGCCCGGGGUCAGUAGGGGGCCCCAUGAGAUGCCCCUGGUACCUUUUUCAUAGGCUUUUUUCAGUUUGGGCAAGGACACAGGGGCUCCAUGAUCCCCUAUUGCCCGGGGGCCCCAUGGGUUGUCAGUCCGCCCCUGGUAAAGGUCCGCCCCUGGUUAUAAUCAAUGAUGACCAG
Messenger RNA from Staurois parvus, 235 nucleotides. The record is from the annotation of a GenBank genome assembly. Lineage: Eukaryota; Metazoa; Chordata; Amphibia; Anura; Ranidae.